Molecule: messenger RNA, 567 nt
Organism: Microcebus murinus (gray mouse lemur)
Lineage: Eukaryota; Metazoa; Chordata; Mammalia; Primates; Cheirogaleidae
Gene: CSN3
Product: casein kappa
Biological process (GO): lactation; protein stabilization
Cellular component (GO): extracellular region
Source: RefSeq, a predicted model, not a curated record
AUGCUGAUUGAAGAUAUCUUUACAUUCAGGUUUGUAAUAUUAUUCUGCAUAACUUAUUUCUUUUUGCAGUGCCGUGAGAAUAAUGAAAGAUUGUUCAAUCAGAAAACAGUUUCAUAUGUCCCAAUUCUUUAUAUGCUGAAUAGCUACCCUCAUUAUGAACCAAAUUUCUACCAACGUAGACCAGCUAUACUGAUUAAUAGUCCAUAUAUGCCUCACACAUAUUAUGCAAAACCAGCUGUAUAUAUGCCACAUGCCCAGAUUCCUCAGCAGCAAGUCCUGCCAAAUAUUCACUCACCCACCAUGGCACGCCACCCACACCGACAUGCAUCACUUUUUGCCAUUCCUCCAAAGAAAAUUGAGGCUAAAACAACCAUCCCCACCAUCACCACCACUGCUACUAUUGAGCCUACACCAAUUCUUGCCACUGAACCAGUGGUGAACAGCGUAGUCCUUCCGGAAGCUUCCUCAGAGUCCAUCACUUCCUCACAGUACCUCACUUCCUCAGACUCCAUCACCACAAGCACCCCAGAGACUACUGCAGUCCCAGUUACUUCAACCGUGGCAUAA